CCGAAACGACCCUGUGUUUUUUUCACUCUAGGGCUUCUCUUCUGCAAUUAUCGAUAUUCAUUGCAACUCCCUCUCUCUCGCGGAUUUGCGUCUACGAGGUUAAUCAUGGCGACUGCGUCAAUGGCAUUUAAAUCUCGGGAGGACCAUCGAAAGCAGAUGGAAUUGGAAGAAGCACGUAAGGCUGGGCUUGCACCAGCUGAGGUUGAUGAGGAUGGGAAAGAAAUCAAUCCUCAUAUUCCUCAGUAUAUGUCAUCUGCACCUUGGUAUCUCAAUGCUGAGAGACCUAGUUUAAAACAUCAAAGGAAAUGGAAAUUAGAACCCAAUUUUACAAAGUCAUGGUAUGACAGAGGUGCAAAAACAUUUCAUGCCGACAAGUUUAGGCCAGGUUCAUGUGAAAACUGUGGAGCUAUGUCACACAAUGCAAAGGAAUGCAUGGAAAGGCCCCGUAAAUUGGGUGCAAAGUGGACAAACAAGAAUAUUGCACCGGAUGAGAAAAUAGAAACCUUUGCACUGGAUUAUGAUGGCAAACGUGACCGCUGGAAUGGCUACGAUGCAGCAACCUAUGUCCAUGUGAUCGAUAGAUAUGAAGCAAGGGAUGAAGCUAGAAGGAAAUACUUGAAAGAACAACAACUUAAGAAGUUGGAGGAGAAAAACAGUAACCAAAGUGGAGAAGAUGGGGUUAGUGACGAUGAAGACAAUGAGGAUGCUCUUAAAGUAGAUGAAGCCAAGGUUGAUGAGAGCAAACAGAUGGACUUUGCGAAGGUUGAGAAGCGUGUCCGGACUACAGGUGGUGGAAGUACUGGAACUGUUAGGAACCUGCGUAUUCGAGAGGAUACUGCAAAAUACCUACUUAAUCUUGAUGUCAACUCUGCACACUAUGAUCCCAAAACCCGGUCAAUGCGCGAGGAUCCUCUUCCUGAUAUGGAUCCAAAUGAGAAGUUCUAUACAGGAGAUAAUCACAAUAGAGUAAGUGGUCAAGCUUUAGAGUUCAAGCAGCUUAACAUCCAUGCUUGGGAAGCAUUUGAGAAAGGACACGAUAUUCACAUGCAAGCAGCUCCAUCCCAAGCUGAGUUGCUUUAUAAAAAUUUUAAGAUCAAUAAGGAUAAAUUGAAGUCCCAAACGAAGGAGACUAUUAUGGAGAAGUAUGGCAAUGCAGCUGCUGAAGAAUCACUUCCAAAAGAGCUUUUACUGGGACAAAGCGAAAGAGAAAUUGAAUAUGACCGUGCUGGUCGGAUUGUGAGGGGCCAGGAGACAGCCCUUCCAAGGAGCAAGUAUGAAGAAGAUGUGUACACCAACAACCACACUAGUGUUUGGGGCUCUUGGUGGAAGGAUCAUCAAUGGGGUUAUAAGUGCUGCAAACAAACGAUCCGGAACAGCUAUUGUACAGGUGCUGCUGGAAUUGAAGCUGCCGAAGCUGCAGCAGAUCUCAUGAAGGCUAAUAUUGCUCGUAAAGAGGCUGCUGAAGAGAUGCCUCCACCAACAGAGGAGAAGAAACUUGCUACCUGGGGAACUGAUGUGCCAGAUGAUUUGGUUCUGGACCAGAAAAAAUUGGGUGAAGCACUGAAAAAGGAGGAUGAAAGGAGGAGAGAAGAGAGAGAUGAGAGGAAGCGCAAAUAUAAUGUCAAGUACAAUGAUGAGGUUACUGCUGAGGAGAUGGAGGCUUACAGGAUGAAAAAGGUUCACCAGGAUGAUCCAAUGAAGGAAUUUCUGCAUUGAGUUCAGACUCUGAUUCCCUCUCGGCAAUCGGUUACCGAGGACACCAGACAGAUUUUAUUAUACAGGUUGAACCCUGUUUUGUGCAUGUUUUUUAUUGUAUAUAGUCAAUGUAAGACCUACUUACGCUUCCUUAGCGUCAGGUACAUUCGAAUUUGUUGUGACAAUAUAUUGUACUUGUUAUUUGAGUUCAUAUACAUGAUGUUAAAUUGGCUGAGGG
This is a messenger RNA of Ilex paraguariensis (yerba mate), 1933 nucleotides long. The record is from the annotation of a GenBank genome assembly. Lineage: Eukaryota; Viridiplantae; Streptophyta; Magnoliopsida; Aquifoliales; Aquifoliaceae.